GCGGCGGCGCUGGCAGCGGGCCGGGGCGGCAGCGGCGGGGAGGUGCGCGCCGGCCGGGGCGGCCAUGAGGACCGAGAUCUCCACGGCGGCGGCGUUCGUCACCCGCCUCCUGCGGGCCGCCGGCGGUAUCGGCGAGGAGCAGCUGCGGUGCUUCCGGGAGUGCCUGCAGGAGGCGCUGCGCGAGCACUACAAGCACCACUGGUUCCCCCUGAUGCCCUCCAAGGGCUCCGGGUACCGGUGCAUUCGGAUCAACCAUAAGAUGGACCCCUUGAUAGGAAAGGCAGCGGGGAUGAUUGGACUGAGCCACGAGAGACUCUUCCAGCUCUUACCCAGCGAAUUAACUCUUUGGGUCGACCCUUUCGAAGUGUCCUAUCGCAUAGGUGAAGACGGGUCUAUCUGCGUCCUUUACGAAAGUCCCCAGCCUGGUGGGAAGGCGACCAAGCCAGUGGAGAGCAGGACCAGCUGUAAGGAGGAGUGGAGAAUUGGCAGAUCCAGCCCUUCCAAGAAUUACAACAUGAUGACGGUUUCUAGCUAAAAAUUACUCCUCCUUGUACAAUGUUGUAUGUAUCCCAGUCUCACGGUAAACUUAGAUGUAACUGAGAUUUUUGUUUUUUAAUUGUUUUCUUUCCACCCUGUAGGCAUUAAAGUUGUAGUAGUACUGCCAAGUUCUUUGUGGCCAAGGGCUAAUGUAUAAAACGGUUCUUUUCACUGCAUGUUACUUUCUGGAUUGUGUACUGUAAAUGCACUGUACAGUCAGCUGAUUGUUUUACACAUUUAUAUUUUCAGAGAAGUUUCGCCUAUUUGUAAUAAAAAGCAAUAUUGUAGCACUCUUUAUGAUGGAUUUUAAACAAGAUUAACACUUGCUAAAACAUUCCUCAAUUUGCAGAGCAAUAACAUUAAGGGGGGUGGGAAACAGAUCUAACAAGCUGCACAUAAAUCUUCCCAGUGAUUUGUCUGCACGGAAUUCUCUCAGGGUCAUUCAAGCUUGGCUGCGAGGCACAAAUCACAAAAUUAACUCUUAUUUUUCCUUUUUCAAAGCAUGCAUUUAUUUGAGGGCUGGAUUCCAUCAUGCCCCAACAUUUUGACAAAAAGAAUUGGGGAAUUAGUUUGUCUUGUUAUUUCUAGUUAUUGGAGUAGAACAAUAAAGACUUGCUCAAACUGCUUUUGA
Messenger RNA from Harpia harpyja (harpy eagle), 1168 nucleotides. RefSeq names its product protein BTG1-like. Gene Ontology annotation, biological process: negative regulation of mitotic cell cycle; negative regulation of cell population proliferation. The coding region runs from base 65 to 535 and encodes 156 amino acids. The record is from RefSeq and is a predicted model, not a curated record. The transcript is spliced from 2 exons. Gene Ontology annotation, cellular component: nucleus; cytoplasm. NCBI's taxonomy places the organism in Eukaryota, Metazoa, Chordata, Aves, Accipitriformes, Accipitridae.